Messenger RNA from Cucurbita moschata (crookneck pumpkin), 2566 nucleotides. RefSeq names its product O-fucosyltransferase 34-like. The transcript has 8 exons. NCBI's taxonomy places the organism in Eukaryota, Viridiplantae, Streptophyta, Magnoliopsida, Cucurbitales, Cucurbitaceae. Bases 587 to 2062 code for a protein of 491 amino acids. Gene Ontology annotation, cellular component: cytoplasm. The record is from RefSeq and is a predicted model, not a curated record.
UCAUCAUCUCUCUCAUUUCUCUCUCUCUCUCUCUCUCCCUUUUUAUAUGUCUGUUUUUUUGCGGUUGCGCUGUCGUAGGUUGCCGGCGGAGAGUGGAGGAGCAUAGGGAGGCGACAUUUUUGGAGGCGGAGAAACCAAUCCCAUUUGGGGGUUUGAAUUUGGGUACCCAAUUGGGAGGAUCUCAUUUAGGGGAUUGAAAUAGGUGUUGAUUGAGUUUGAGAUGCGGCGUAGUCUUUGGAGAGUGGAUUUCUUUUAUGGUAAUGUGUGAAGAGUUUUGAAGUCUAGAUUUCGCUUUUCUUGUUUUUUCUUCCAAUUGGGGUGUUUUUAAGUGGAUUAGAUUGGUGGAUUAUUGUAUUAGAUGCAUUUAGAUUGGGACUUUGGGAUUCAAUCAGGGACUUCUGUUGGAUACUUUUGCUUUUGGGCGUUGGAUUUUCUCAUACGGCAUUGACCCAAUUCAGGGGGAAUUGAAACGACGACGUCCUUGACGUGGAUCUCGGAUCAGGAGGGCAAACCGUAGUUGUCCUUUUUAGUGUAAGAUGCAGCGGGGGAGAUCGAGAGGAAUUGUGAGUGCACGUUGAAGAGGUGGAUGGUGAUGGGGUUGAAGAGUUCAAUGGUGUCGUCGGGGAGGUCGAAGAUGAAGCUAUGGAUGAUCCGCGCAAUGACCUCUGUUUUGCUUUGGACUUGCAUCGUGCAGUUGACGGCCUUGGGGGAGACGUGGGGGCCAAGGGUUUUGAAGGGUUGGCCUUCUUGUUUCUCUCAGGAAUCUGCAUCGGUUGAUGCGUUUGGUAUCCCCAAUAAGCCUGUUCCACUUCCCCCCAAAAUAGUUCUUCCUCCUAAGAGGGUCUAUAAGAACAAUGGUUAUUUGAUGGUUUCCUGCAAUGGAGGACUCAAUCAAAUGAGAGCUGCGAUUUGCGAUAUGGUUACAAUAGCAAGAUAUUUGAAUGUAACACUUAUUGUACCUGAACUGGAUAAGACUUCCUUUUGGGCUGAUCCCAGUGAAUUCCAGGACAUAUUUGAUGUGGAUCAUUUUAUUGCAUCAUUGAGAGAUGAAGUGCGCAUAUUGAAGGAGUUGCCUCCCAGGCUCAAGAAGAGAGUGGAACAGGGAAGGAUUUAUUCCAUGCCACCAAUAAGUUGGUCUGAUAUAUCUUACUACCGUAAUCAGGUUCUUCCUCUGAUUCAAAAAUAUAAAGUUGUGCAUCUAAAUAGAACCGAUGCUCGACUUGCCAACAACGGUCAGCCUAUGGAGAUUCAGAAACUACGCUGUCGGGUAAACUUUAGUGCUCUGAGGUUCACUUCCCAGAUUGAGGAGUUGGGAAGAAAAGUUAUAAAGCUCCUACGCCAGAAUGGUCCUUUUCUUGUUCUUCAUCUCAGAUAUGAAAUGGACAUGUUAGCAUUUUCUGGGUGCACCCAAGGCUGCAAUGAUGAAGAGGUUGAAGAGUUGACAAGAAUGAGAUAUGCUUAUCCCUGGUGGAAAGAAAAAAUAAUAAACUCUGAGUUGAAAAGGAAAGAUGGUUUGUGUCCAUUAACACCUGAGGAAACUGCACUUACACUGAGGGCACUGGAUAUUGAUCCCAAUAUCCAGAUUUAUAUUGCUGCUGGCGAAAUAUACGGUGGCGACCGGAGAAUGGCUGCUCUUGCAAAGGCUUUUCCAAAAUUGGUAAGAAAGGAGACUUUGUUGGAACCUUCAGAACUUGGGUUUUUCCAGAAUCAUUCAUCUCAGAUGGCAGCAUUGGAUUAUCUUGUUUCCUUGGAAAGUGAUAUAUUUGUUCCUACCUAUGAUGGAAACAUGGCUAAAGUUGUCGAAGGUCAUCGCAGGUAUCUCGGGUUUAAGAAGACGAUCUUAUUGGACAGAAGGCUACUUGUAGAUCUGAUAGAUCAGUUCGACAGAGGAAUUCUUAACUGGGAUGAAUUCUCGUCGGCAGUGAAAGAAGCUCAUGCAGGUCGGUGGGGGAAUCCUACCAAGAGAUUGGUCAUUCCAGAUAGGCCUAAAGAAGAAGAUUAUUUCUAUUCUAACCCAGAGGAGUGUUUGCAAUUGUCAGAGGAAGGAUUCAACAGUACAUGAUCUACAUGAUCUACAUAGAUAUGUGGACUUCUGAUGAUUACAUUUCCACUACUGUUCUCUCAGCUCUAGAUUCCUUUAGUAAAGAGAGAUUUAACCAUGCUUGGGGAUUGAUCAUGAAGAUUAGUAUGAGAGAUUAACUUCUAAAGAAUCUGAGGGAAUCUGUGGAGUUGGCUGAAGAAGAUGUUUAAUGUUUUGCCGUAUGCAAUUCCUGUAUAGAAGAAGAGAGCAGAGGAGGUUAGAUUGUACACAGAAGAAGGUGCUAAUGCUAUAAUUCAUGGAGUGGAGGGGUCAAUCUAUAAUCUUUCACUUUUUUUUUUUUUGUUUUCAUUCUGUUUCUUUUCCAAUUUUCUUUUUGUUUUUCUUUUGAAUCUCAACCAUAAAUCAUGUGAUUUCGAUAGGUUUAUAUGUUCAUCAUAUACCACAAAUUACAGUAUAUUUUGACAGUUACUUUCUUCCUUGCUUCCUGUUGAUGGCUUCAGUCUGUUAAUGGAAGACUACUUCUUA